AUGUCACGCUGGGGAAGAGGCCGAGGCGGUAGUGUGGCCGUGCCGUUAGAUAGUGCACUUUUCAGAGAAAACAGUAAUUGCCCCUCCGCGGCUCGUUCAGCAGGAACUGUUGGCAAAUGGGGUAUCACUAGCUUCACGUCUAUCAGGAGUGCUCCGUACGCAUAUAAUAGUCUUCUGAAGAAGCCAGUUCAGGAUCAAAAUAGUCCAUUGACAGUGCCAACUGUAGACACAGAGCAACCACCACCAAAACCGAAGAAAUUUUUUAAGUCUCGCAAUGCUGAGGCUUUCCCACCUGUUCCCCAAAUUGCUUAUGCACCCCAAAUAUCAGUCCCACCUCUUUCACCAGAACACCCACCAAGUAGUAAGGAAAAGAAAACAACCAAACGGAGUAGAUACAAUAGAGAUUCAUCUUCACCAGAAUUGCCACGACGUAAUUCUGAAAAGACUAAAUCAAAAAAGAAUGCAGUUGCAACAAAAGCAGCAAAAAAGGAAGAUCCUUCUAGUGAAAAUUCACAACCACCAAAUAAACGGUACUUAGUACGUAACCGCAACAAAGUCAUAAAUUAUGCUGAAGAUGGUAGCAAUAGUCCUAUACCUGAAAUGACAACUUAUGAAUCAUUACCUCCAAAGGUUCAAUCACCAAAAGCUAGUCCUUUAGUCUCUAGCCCAGGACCCAUUAAGGCAGAUGUAAGUCCUUCAACAAGCAAAGAUUCAAUAGAAGAACGUAAACCUCCACCUAUUGUUCUUCGAAUAUCUAAGGGAACAUCAAGAAUAGUGAGCACAGACUCAAAUGAAGGAUUUACAUCGCCUGGAUCUGAUAGACAUUCUUCUAUGGAUUUCCAUUCAGAUUUGGAUCAUAAAAAGAGUCCUUCAAUGGAAACAAUAUGUUCACCAAAGCAUGAAGGUCUUAAAAUUACCAUAAAGUGUUCAUCACUAAGUCAAGAAAGUAAAAAAGAAAAGAAAAAGGAGAAAAAAGAAGGCCAUCAUAAAUCACAUAAACGGCAUCAUAAAAAUGACGAUGAGCUGGCUCGAAAAGGUAGUUCCCCUGUACCAGGUACAGAUACAUAUGACCUAUACCGGGCCUUGGUGUCACCUGUGCAUGAGAAUGAAAAGGAACCUAAGAGUAAGUUGUUAGUUGAUAACAUUGAGUCACAAUUAGCUAAGUUAGAUUCUACAAGUUCUACAACUAAACCCAAAUUAGAAUCAAAAGGUCCUAUACCUGAACCUAAACCCCCUGAGGGGGGAACAGGAAGAUCAAGGAGGAAUAGACCAAAUAUUAACUACAGUGAAAAUGAUGAUUAUUUAGAUGCAAUCACAUCUAAAGCAGCUAAUAAACAUGGAACAAAGACUGUUAGUGAUAUUAAAAAAGAAGUCAGAAAGAGUAAAAGGAAGCUUGAAAUUGUGCCUGCUGCUGAUUUCAUAGAAAAUAAUGAGGUUCAAGGAACUGAAAAAGACACUGAAUCUCAUUUGGAGAAUAAUGACUUAAUUAAUAUUUUGUCUGGUGACAAUGAUAAACCUCUAAGUGACUCUCAGAAACCCAGAAAUAUUAAGAAACAAAAGAAUAAGCAUAAAAAUACUAAUCCGACUGAUAAUACAGAACCUUGCUUAGAGAAUAAACUAUAUGAAAGGACUGAUAAUAAACUAGUUUUAUCAAAUGUACCUGAAAAUGAAGAGUAUGAUCAAGAUGAGGAACACUUGCACAAAAAUAAUAUAAUGAGUCAAGAAGAACAUGAUUUAGAAUCUCAGAUAGAAAGUCAACCAGAAGAGCUGUGUUCUGACCAGUCUGAAAAUAUGAUGGGAAGUCGACAACUACGAGACGGUUCUCAAGCACUUCAAACAAAUGAAGACCAGAUAAAUACACAAGCUCAUUCAAUGGAUUCUGCUUACAAUAGUUGCCCUAAUGAAAAUUCUGAGGAAGAAUCCCAAAAAAUUCAAUCUGAAGAAAACUUUAAAGCUCCUGAGGGUAUCAAUGAUACAGAUAAUUCCACUGAUGAUAAGCCAUGUGUUAAACUGGUUAUAACAAAGAAGAAGGGCUCUAUAUUCAAGAGCAAGUCGCUGGUUAAUGAUAAUCCAUCACCGUUGCCAGCAAGGAAAAGGAGACAUUUGUAUAAACACCAGUGGGCUAAUGAUAAAGGAAAUGAAACUCCUAGACCCGAGCAACCUGAAAAUACAGAGGUAGAAAAUCCUGCAAGUGCAAUACCUGAAUCCUUAACAAGAGUCAAAAGAUAUAGGUCACCUGACCCAAUCAUAACCGAAUUAGAUUCUAUUGAAUCUGGCCGCCAACCUUACACAAGUGUUAGGUGUGCAAAAGAGGCAAAAGAGUUCUACACAGUUGUAAGAAAUGUGAAAAAAGCACAUCAAAUACAAGAAAUUGGGGAGUUCCAAGAGUUUAAUGAUGAUGUAGAAUAUUUGCUAGAUGCAUUACAGGACAACAAUCCAAUGUCGACACGAUGUCUGUCAGCUAUCACGUUAGCGAGCAAAUGCACGGCGCCUGCCUUCCGCAUGCAUUUGCGGGCACAUGGCACCGUUCAGAAGUUCUUCAGCGCGCUACACGACGCCACUAAUGAUCAGAGCUUGGGACUGUGCACAGCAACAGUUAUGUUUGUGCUCUCUCAAGAUCGUCUCAAUAUGGAUUUAGAUAGAGAGUCAUUAGAACUAAUGUUGAAUCUCUUAGAAUCAGAUGCUUCUCACAAAAAUGCUUUGGACGACUGCGGCCUAACAUCUGCACAACUAGCGAAAACGCAAGAACGAGUACGGGAUUUGUGCGCUGAGAUAAAGAGUCAAGGAAAAGCUACACAUUUGGACUUGGAAAACAUCACUGUGGGUCAUUUAGCAAUGGAAACUCUUCUGUCAUUAACAUCAAAGCGGGCUGGAGAGUGGUUUAAGGAGGAGUUGCGAGUAUUAGGUGGGGUAGAUCACAUUGUCCGCACUAUACAGGACUGUGCAAGUAGAUUGGAAAUCCCUGCUAAUAUGUGGACAAGUGCUGAGGUGGAUGUUCUUCGAAAAGCUGAUAGGUGUAUGCGGGUCCUAGAAAAUGUGACGCAGCAGAACGAGGACAACCAGGUGUACUUAGUGGGCGAGCCGCUGGGCGGGGCGCGCAUUCUAGCCGCGCUUUUACGGCGUUGCGCGUGUGAAGCACGCGCCCAGCCGUCUCUACGCGGACCCCUGCUUGAUGCAGCCCUGCCCGCGCUCAAGGUGCUUGUCAACCUGUCGCACUGCUUCGGGAGCGCCGCAUCAAUAGGAGCACAAGUUGUUGGUGAACAGCCAUCAAUAAUGGAGAUCUGCUUAAUAAUGUUAAACAACCAAGGCAACUUCAUACCAGACAAUAAAAACUUUGAAUUCAGUGUUUGUGUACUCUUGUUGUUAAUAAAUUUGGUCCAGAAUAAUGAAGACAACACACAAAGGUUGCUGAAUACAUCUAUACCAGUAGAUAACGAUUGUGAAGUAGACAGCAUAUCUGCUUUAGAUCUUAUAGUUGAUCUUUUCUACAAGCGUGAGGAACUUGCUAGGCGGGCAGAAGAAAACACAGAUGCACUAUUAGACGGCAAAAAGGAAACAGACGAUGAAAAAGAUGCGAAAAAACAGUCGCAAGAUGACAUUGAUGAGACUGUUGCCAAAUUGCUGGCGCGGGCGGGCGCGCACAUGGAGCACACGAUGCGGGUGCCCAGCUACGCGCCGCUGCUGCCCACGCUGAGGAAGUACUACACCUUCCUCUCGCUCACGGCCAGCGCCGAAGCUGCAAUUGUCGCCCACGUUAAAACCACACAGAGGAUAAUAGAGUUCAUGGAAGCUAGUGAUAAGGAGGACACACAGCCAGAGCCAAACCAACCAACAGCUGCAUACAGUGCAAAAACCUACUCCAGUAAUUACUAUCAGACAUCUCCGUCAGAUGUGCCUCAGGACAUGUCCCUCAGUAACUUGAACUACAGCAUGAAUUGUAGUUCUUCGAGUUCUGACCGAAUGUCUUCUUCAAUGGAGGUUGAUGGGUAUCAC
Iphiclides podalirius (scarce swallowtail) is the source of this 3993-nucleotide messenger RNA. The record is from the annotation of a GenBank genome assembly. Lineage: Eukaryota; Metazoa; Arthropoda; Insecta; Lepidoptera; Papilionidae.